GCAACGCUGACAUUCCGACUCCACUCAAACUGUUUAGAUCACGCUUUUCCUACAAGGACUCAGGAUCGCAUUUGGCUCCUUCCUCCUACUUUAUCGUCCCUACAACCCUGUGAGGUUGGGAAGGCUGGGAGGCACUGGCUGGCCCAAGAUCACUCGAUUCAAAAGCGGGGAGACUAAAAUUACCAAGAAAAAAUGAAGGCAGAUGACGAGCGACUCCUGAUCCAGUUCAAAGAUGAAGCUGGCCAGCUCCUGGGGGCCCCCUUCGAUGUCCCCGUUGACAUCACGCCGGAGAAGCUGCAGCUGGUUUGCAAUGCGCUCCUGGAGAAGGAGGAGCCGGUCCCCCUGGCCUUCUUUGUCCAGGACACUGAAAUCGUGGCCUCCCUGGAGAAGACGCUGGCCGGGCAGGCGCUGGAGACCGAGCGGGUGGUGGAGAUCACCUACCAGCCGCAGGCCAUCUUCAAGGUGCGGGCCGUGACCCGCUGUACCAGCUCCCUGAAGGGACACAGCGAGGCCGUCAUCUCGGUGGCCUUCAGCCCCACGGGCAAGUAUCUAGCCAGUGGCUCUGGUGACACAACAGUGCGCUUCUGGGACCUCAGCACCGAGACCCCGCAUUUCACGGCAAAGGGUCACCGUCAUUGGGUGCUCAGCAUUGCUUGGUCCCCUGAUGGCCGGAAGCUCGCGUCUGGCUGCAAGAACGGCCAGAUAUUCCUCUGGGAUCCAAGCACGGGGAAUCAGCUGGGCCGGGUGCUUGUGGGACACUCCAAAUGGAUCACUUCCCUGUGCUGGGAGCCUCUGCAUUCGAACCCGGAGUGCCGCCACCUGGCCAGCUCCUCCAAGGACGGUAGCGUCCGCAUCUGGGACACGGCCGCCGGCCGCUGCGACAAGAUCUUGACGAGCCACACGCAGUCCGUGACCUGCGUCAAGUGGGGGGGAGAGGGCCUGCUGUACUCCUCUUCCCAGGACCGGACGAUCAAAGUUUGGCGGGCCCAAGACGGCGUCCUCUGCCGCACGCUCCAGGGCCACGCGCACUGGGUGAACACCAUGGCGCUCAGCACAGACUAUGUUCUCCGCACGGGGGCCUUCGAGCCGGCCGAAGCCUCCAUCAACCCCCAGGACGUGAGCGGAUCCUUGGCCGAGAUCAAAGAGAAGGCACUGCAACGAUACAAUCAGGUCCGGGGCCAUGCGCCGGAAAGACUCGUCUCUGGGUCGGAUGACUUCACACUGUUUCUCUGGGAGCCUGCAGAUGAUAAAAAGGCUCUGGGGAGGAUGACGGGGCACCAGGCGCUGAUCAAUCAAGUCGUCUUUUCGCCGGAUACCCGCAUCAUUGCCAGCGCUUCCUUCGACAAAUCUAUUAAGCUCUGGGACGGAAAGACGGGGAAGUUCCUCGCAUCCCUGCGAGGACACGUCUCUGCCGUGUACCAGAUUGCAUGGUCAGCGGACAGCCGCUUGCUGGUCAGUGGGAGCAGCGACAGCACCCUCAAGGUGUGGGAUGCCAAGACCCGGAAACUGGCCAUCGAUUUGCCGGGCCACGCGGACGAGGUAUUUGCCGUGGACUGGAGCCCCGACGGUCAGCGAGUAGCGAGUGGAGGGAAAGAUAAAUGUCUGAGGAUAUGGAGACGAUAGCGGCGAGGAUGGACUGGUGGCAAAGUCGGAUUCUUCCAUGAUCCUCAUGUGGCAGAGCAAAGCGUUCGUUCCCACCACUAAAAGAGGAUUAUUUGAAUUAGGCCUGUAUGUUUUGAUACACCUGGAUAAAGGAUUUGGCAGGGGGCUGAUGCCUCUUUCAAUAUCUAGCUUGUCUCAGAUCUGCAUUCCUCCGACCAUCUCUUGGUUGACAAGAAACUGGUGCCGGGAAAUGAAGUUGGGAAGCCGCUGGCUCGAAUCUUGCCUCAGUCCUGACGUGAGCUGCCCGCCUGCCGCAUCGGUUCUGGUACGACGAACAGGGAUCGUCCUAUCGCUCCUAAUGCGAUAGCAGCUCAGGUGAGAUGUGCCGAAAGCGAACGGAAGCAGAAGACGAAGUCUCGACGUGGAGACCUCUGUGGUUCGGAGCAGACUUGGGAUUAGAUGACGUCGGAAAUGACUUCCUUCGCCAACUGAAGGAGCUGGGCCCCCGGAAAUGGUUUCUGCCGCACUGUUCCAACCAGGAUUAAUCCUCCUGCUCCGUGUUGCUCACAGGCGUUUUGAGAACACGGCGGCCAAUUUUCUGGACGGGGAUGUGGAAAGGGUGCGUCCGCUUGGGAGGGCCCCUCUCCGCCCAGAUCCUGUCCUGUGUCUGCUCCAAGGGGAAAGAGAGCCUUUCCUGUCUAAUACAUGUAUUCUGCUUCCCAUGGACUGUGACUGACCCCCGUUCAGCAUGCAAGUAAGCGUUGCCACCCUUGAAUCGGCCGCUCAGGCAAGCGUCCCGAACUCCGAAACCAUCGUGCGGGGUUUGCAGCUGCCGCAAGUCCACUUCUGUCGAAAUCCGGCAGUGCAGAGUGCAGGCAGGGUAUCCCACUGCUACCGGAUUCUCUCCGUACUCCACGGAUCCUCCAGCCCCUUGAGCUUUUUUCCUGCUUCCUCGUGCAAAAGUUCCGGCAACCAGGACUGCAGCUUGAGGUCACGGGUCGAAGGUGGUUCUCGCAGCUCGGAAAAGACUAAAAAUGAUUGGCUUUUAUUUUCUUUGCCCUCUGAAAUGCAUUUAUCUGCUUAGACAGAUGCACCUGCUGAUUAAAAAAAGCUAAGUAUG
Molecule: messenger RNA, 2722 nt
Organism: Varanus komodoensis (Komodo dragon)
Lineage: Eukaryota; Metazoa; Chordata; Lepidosauria; Squamata; Varanidae
Gene: NLE1
Product: notchless homolog 1
Exons: 13
Coding region: 193-1623 (476 amino acids)
Biological process (GO): Notch signaling pathway; ribosomal large subunit assembly
Cellular component (GO): nucleolus
Molecular function (GO): protein binding
Source: RefSeq, a predicted model, not a curated record